Molecule: messenger RNA, 2610 nt
Organism: Neoarius graeffei (lesser salmon catfish)
Lineage: Eukaryota; Metazoa; Chordata; Actinopteri; Siluriformes; Ariidae
Product: B-cell receptor CD22-like
Exons: 13
Coding region: 1-2610 (869 amino acids)
Biological process (GO): cell surface receptor signaling pathway
Molecular function (GO): transmembrane signaling receptor activity
Source: RefSeq, a predicted model, not a curated record
AUGCGGGAGGAUGCGUGCCAAGGAGCAGAGAGAGGAGGCUUAUGCUCCUCACAUUUCAGUGAUGCUGUUACACUGACUGUAUCCGAAAAACCCAAAGCGACUGUGAGAGUGAAUCCUCAGAGCUCCGUCUACACUGGAGACACCAUCACUCUGAGCUGUGAGCUGCAGCAGGGGGCUGGAUGGCAGUUUCUCUGGGACAAAUAUAAUCAGUAUUGGCAGUUUGUGAACACUGGAGCUACAAACACCAACACACUCAGAGUGACAGUUGAUACUGCAGGAGAAACCGGGUAUCGGUGUAUCGCACGCAGGCGGAACACAAACUACUACUACACAGACUACAGUAAUGAAGUCAGGAUUACAGUAAGAGUGAGACCUAAACCAGUGGCAUCCGUGAAUCCUGAUAAACAGGUGUUCAGUGGAGACGCCGUCACUCUUAGAUGUGACAUACAGGAUGAAAGUGUCUCUAGCUGGCAGUACAGCUGGUAUAAAGUUCCUUCACACAGUGGUGUCAGUAGUGAACAGGUGUACACAAUCAGUGGUGUUAAAGUGGCCCACACAGGUAACUACACCUGUAGAGGAGCAGAGAGAGGAGGCUCACGCUCAUCACACUUCAGUGAUGCUGUUGCACUGACUGUAUCCGAGAGACCACGGCCAGUACUGAGUGCAUCUCCACAGAGCUGGCUGACUGAAGGAGACUCCGUGACUCUAAGCUGUGAGGUUACAGGCUCCUCUACAGACUGGACAUUCAGCUGGUACACAACUGUUCCCUACAGAUCCGGAUUAACUCAAAUAACAAAUAGUCGUGGCUAUAACAUGUCUGUGGAGCUCCUCUCAGACAGCAGCAGAGGAUCUGGAGGCAAAUACACUCUCAGUCCUGCUGCUCUGAAACACACAGGAGUUUAUAUGUGCAGAGGAGAGAGAGGAGAACCAGCCUUUCACACACCGUACAGCAAUUCACAGCCUCUAUGGGUCACUGGUGAAUCUCCUCCAGUCUCUCUGAUCAUCAAUCCCAACAGAACUCAACACUUUACUUCUGACUCUCUCUCACUGAGCUGUAACUCUAUUGACCAGAGUCGUUCUACUGGAUGGACGGUGAGACGAUACACACACAGUGAGGGAGUGUUAGAUUGUUCUCCAUGUAAAAUCAGCUCCCUCUCCACAUCCUACACUGGAGUUUACUGGUGUCACUCUGAAUCUGGAGAAAACAGGAAUCCUGUUAACAUCACAGUGCAGGAUGGUGCUGUGAUCCUGGAGAGUCCUGUCCAUCCUGUGACUGAGGGACAUCCUCAGACUGUACGCUGUUUAUAUCGAAACCCAAAGCCCUCAAACCCCCGAGCUGAUUUCUAUAAAGAUGGAUCAGUCCUCCAGACACAGACUACAGGAGAGAUGAUCAUCCAUAAGGUCUCAAAGUCAGAUGAAGGUUUCUACCACUGUAAACACCCAGAGAGAGGAGAGUCACUGAAAAGCUGGGUCUCAGUCAGAUGUCCAUCACGUGUAGAAGCUCCAUUCUCAGUGCUCAUGCCGAUCUGCAGUGUCGUGACGGCCUCUCCGUAUCUGCUGGCGACCAUCAUUCUGCUGGUCAAAUGUUACAGAGCUCGAGUGAGACCAAAACCAGUGGCAUCCGUGAAUCCUGAUAAACAGGUGUUCAGUGGCGACGCCGUCACUCUGAGAUGUGACAUACAGGAUGAAAGUGUCUCGAGCUGGCAGUACAGCUGGUAUAAAGAUCCUUCACACAGUGGUGUCAGUAGUGAACAGGUGUACACAAUCAGUGGUGUUAAAGUGACCCACACAGGUAACUACACCUGUAGAGGAGCAGAGAGAGGAGGCUCACGCUCAUCACACUUCAGUGAUGCUGUUACACUGACUGUAUCCGAGAGACCACAGGCAGUACUGAGUGUAUCUCCACAGAGCUGGCUGACUGAAGGAGACUCAGUGACUCUAAGCUGUGAGGUUACAGGCUCCUCUACAGACUGGACAUUCAGCUGGUACACAACUGUUCCCUACAGAUCCGGAUUAACUCAAAUAACAAAUAGUCGUGUCUAUAACAUGUAUGUGGAGCUCCUCUCAGACAGCAGCAGAGGAUCUGGAGGCAAAUACACUCUCAGUCCUGCUGCUCUGAAUCACACAGGAGUUUAUAUGUGCAGAGGAGAGCGAGGAGAACCAGCCUUUCACACACAGUACAGCAAUCCACAGCCUCUAUGGAUCACUGAUGGUGCUGUGAUCCUGGAGAGUCCUGUCCAUCCUGUGACUGAGGGACAUCCUCUGACUCUACGCUGUUUAUAUCGAAACCCAAAGCCCUCAAACCUCCGAGCUGAUUUCUAUAAAGAUGGAUCAGUCCUCCAGACACAGACUACAGGAGAGAUGAUCAUCCAGAAGGUCUCAAAGUCAGAUGAAGGUUUCUACCACUGUAAACACCCAGAGAGAGGAGAGUCACUGAAAAGCUGGCUCUCAGUCAGACGUCCAUCACGUGUAGAAGCUCCAUUCUCAGUGCUCAUGCUGAUCUGUAGUGUAGUGACAGCCUCUCCGUAUCUGCUGGCGACCAUCAUUCUGCUGGUCAAAUGUUACAGAGCUCGAGCUCUAGAUCUGUGUUUCCCAACCGGGGGUACGUGA